Hemibagrus wyckioides is the source of this 921-nucleotide messenger RNA. Its product is annotated as odorant receptor 131-2-like. The transcript is spliced from 2 exons. Gene Ontology annotation, cellular component: membrane. The coding region runs from base 46 to 921 and encodes 291 amino acids. Gene Ontology annotation, biological process: G protein-coupled receptor signaling pathway. The record is from RefSeq and is a predicted model, not a curated record. Gene Ontology annotation, molecular function: G protein-coupled receptor activity. NCBI's taxonomy places the organism in Eukaryota, Metazoa, Chordata, Actinopteri, Siluriformes, Bagridae.
CCAAGGGACAGCUUUAGCAGUGCACUUACCAAAAACAUAGUGGCCAUGCUAGUGUGGCUGGCCCUUAGUAUCCUCAAUGGUACCAUGACAUCCACUUUCUUCAGACACAGCUUUUUCUAUGAGGACCCACGCUACAUAUUGUUUAUUUAUAUGGUCAUUAAUGAUGCAAUCCAGUUAACGCUUGUAACAGGUCUGUAUGUGGUGAGUUAUGCUUUCUCCAAGAUCUUGGUGUCUGCCUGUUGCCCACUCAUCAUGAUAGCUGUUCUAACAACACGCUCUACACCACUCAUACUUGCCGGGAUGGCCAUUGAGCGCUACAUUUCCAUUUGCUUUCCUCUCCAUUACAGCCAUAUGUGCACAGUGCCACGUACCAUCUGGAUCAUUGGGGUUAUCCUUAUUCUAAGCAUCACACCCCCCAUAACAGACCUCUUUAUAACUCUUACCAAAGAGCCUGUGUCCUUUUUUGGAAGCUUUAUCUUCUGUGACCACUCAAUGCUCUUCCGUGACCACUCCAUCUACUACAAGAAUUGUGCUUUCGACAGUGUCUAUUUUUCCUUUGUCUUUUUGGCCUUGCUCUACACAUACUGUAAAAUCAUGUUGACAGCACGAGCAGCCUCCACUGACCUGGUGUCUGUGAAAAAGGCACGGAACACAGUACUGCUCCAUGGUGUGCAGCUGUUGCUCUGCAUGCUGGCUUUUGUGGUACCAUCCAUGCAGGCUCCUCUAAUCCAAUUGUUUCCACAAUAUGGUCUGGAGAUACGCUACAUCAACUUUCUGCUGGUCUACAUCAUCCCACGGUUCUUGAGCCCUAUGAUCUAUGGGGUCAGAGAUGAGAAAUUUAGAAAAUACUGGAUUAGGUACCUUCUCUAUAGGGUUAACAGGGUGAAAGCUAAUGAACACUUGCCUCAAAAACCAAGGUGA